This is a messenger RNA of Dermatophagoides pteronyssinus (European house dust mite), 2472 nucleotides long. It is a transcript of the gene trbl, whose product is annotated as tribbles pseudokinase 2. Gene Ontology annotation, cellular component: nucleus. Gene Ontology annotation, molecular function: mitogen-activated protein kinase kinase binding; protein kinase activity; ATP binding. Gene Ontology annotation, biological process: regulation of MAP kinase activity; protein phosphorylation; positive regulation of proteasomal ubiquitin-dependent protein catabolic process. The record is from RefSeq and is a predicted model, not a curated record. NCBI's taxonomy places the organism in Eukaryota, Metazoa, Arthropoda, Arachnida, Sarcoptiformes, Pyroglyphidae.
AUCAAUUUGAAUAUCAGGUGUUAAUGUGAAUUUAUUUUUGCCUAUCAGCAAUCAACGGAAUCUUCAAAACAAAACAAAAAAAAUACCUUGUCCAUCAUGACCACCGAGAUGAUAAACGGGCCAAAUAUUUUUAACCAAAGUCCUCAUCAUAGUCAUAUUAGUGAUCAUCAUUCUCAUCAUCAUCAUCAUCAUAAUCAUAAUCAUAAUCAUCAUGAAAAUAAUAAAAAUAGCCAAAAUGUGAUCAAUAUUAAUAAUAAUAAUAAUAAAUUGAUGGUACCGAUUUUUAUGUUGACUAAUAAUGGAACUACAAAUAGUGAAAAUGAUGAUGUUCAAAUGAGAGAAUCAAUAACAAUAAAUCGGACAUUAACAAAUUUUAGUAAUAGUAAUAGUGAUGGUGAUAAUAGUGGCCCAACGAUACCCGUUGAUUCUAAAUCAAAUUCCUAUUCUGAAAGAGCUUCAUCAUCAUCAAGUUCUAUACAUCAUUCAUUUCAAUGGUCAAAUCUACGGUCAUCAUCAUCCUCAACAUUUAUGGUAUCAAAUAAUCAAUCUUCCAAUCUUCAACUAAAUUCCUCAUCAUCAUCCACACCAACAACACCGAUCAUCGAUAAUGACAUAUCGACAUCAUCACCAUCGAUUUUAUCGCCAAGUUCAUUAUCAAGUUUAAAUACACAGGCAUUAGUGCGAACCAUAUCAAAUGGUUCAACAUUUGGUCCAAUACCAAAUUGGCCAUCAAAUGAUUCACCAUCUUCAUCAUCUUAUAAUUCUGUGAAUCCAUUUUAUAAAAUAUUUCAAAUUCAAUCAAAUCAUCCAGGAUGGAAAUCAUCAUCAUCAUCGACGACUAGUCCUAAUUUGUCGAGUCCUAAUCCAGGAUCAAUAAUUUCUUCACCAACAUUAUUCUCAUCAUCAUCAUCAUCGUCAUUAUCGUCAUCGACUUUAACAUUGACGAAUCAUUGUAUCACCAAUAAUCAACAAUCAUUGAUUCAACAACCAUCAACACCACAGCCAACAAUAUUGGCAACAACAGCACCAGCACAAAUAAAUAUAUCAAUCAAAUUGAAUUUGCCAUUAAUUUUUGGCGAUAAUUAUGUACUUACAAGUCAAAUUGAAGCAAGUAAUCUAUAUCGUUGUUUAGGAUUGAAUACUGCCGAAGAAUUUUGUUGCAAGGUUGUCUUAAGUAAGAAUUAUUAUGAUUUUCUUGCACCACAUCUUCGUAUGGAUGGUCAUACGGGUAUUAAUCAGGUGAAAAAGAUUAUCAUUGGCCGUGUUCAUACAUUUAUAUUAUUUAGUCCGUCCUUUGGUGAUCUACAUUCAUAUGUACGCAAUAAAAGACGAUUACGUGAACAUGAAGCAAUGCCAUUGUUUCGACAGAUUGUUGAAAUUGUUGCCGAUUGUCAUCGGAACGGAAUCAUAUUGAGAGAUCUCAAACUUAGGAAAUUUAUUUUUAGCAAUAAAGAAAGAACCAAAUUAAAAUUGGAAACAUUAGAAGGAGCUUCCCUUUUCGAUGAUGAUGAUGAUACAUUAACGGAUAAACAUGGCUGUCCAGCAUACGUUUCACCAGAAAUUCUUUUAUCCAAUUCAUUCAGUGGUUUAGCAGCCGAUUGUUGGGGAAUGGGUGUAAUACUUUAUACAAUGUUAGUAGGCCGUUAUCCAUUUCAUGAUGUGAAUCCAUCAUCUGUGUUUUGUAAAAUUCGUCGUGGUACAUAUUACAUUCCAGAUCAUUUAUCUAAACAUGGAAAAUGUUUAAUACGAUCAUUGAUGCGUAUGGAUCCGGAUGAACGUUUAACAGCCGACGAUACAUUAGCGCAUCGUUGGUUUGAUUCUUUUCGAUCAUCCAAUCUAAUGAAUAAUAGUAUUAUGAUGAAAAGAAAUUCAACAACCUCAAUAGCUACGGUUCCUCCUGUUUCUUCCGGUGUUUUUUCAUCUCAACAACUUCAAAAUUCCUAUCCUCAACAUCAGCAGCAUAAUCAUAAUAUCCUGAAUAAUAAUAAUAAUAAUAAUUAUCGGCAACAAAAUCGUUAUCAAAAUCUAUCACCACCACAAUCACCAAUGUCGAUGAUAAUGAAUAGUAACAAUAAUAGCAAUAAUGUUCAACAGCCAUCAACAUCAUCGAAUCAAUCGUCAUCUUUACCAUCGUCUUCAACGUCUAUGACCUUAUUAUCAUCGCCAUCUACUUCGACAAUAUCAUCGAUACGUGCAUUACAACAGCAAACAGUAGCAGCUCAUAAUAAUCAUCAUUAUCUGUUUGCAUCGCCGCCAUCAUCAUCACUAUUGCCAUCGUGUUGUGCACAUCAUGGUAGCAACAGUUUAUUAUCAUCAUUAUCAUUAUCGGCGAAUUUUGACCAAGUUGUUCCCGAUCUCAAAUUAUGAACUAGUAACUAAAAAGAAAAACAAAACAAAAAAAAUCACAAUUAUUGAACUAAAAAAUUCUACAUACACAGAUAUACUAUAGAUUUUUAAAUUUUAAAAAAUAAU